CAGAAGGCUCACAGAUGAAUAGUAACCCUUUAUCAAGGGCCACUUCUGUCCUGUAGACUGUUAAGUGAGCCCUCACCAAGCAUGCAACAAAUCCUAGGGCGAAGUAACAUUUUUGCUUUGUCCAUUAACCAUUGCUCACCUCCUUCACAAGGUGUUGUCCUCAAAAAGCGUCACUUCCAGUAUGCACUGUCUGGAAGGAGCCAAAGGAUUAGCAGCAAUGAUGAGGUGCAGGACCCUAAGAUAAACGAAUCAGCACUCUCGAAUAAAAUGAACCAGGCUGGUAAACCAAAGAGCUGUACCUCAGAUGAGCUAUCACCAUGCAUGGAUAAACAGCCUCUGCACAUUCCACGAAAGUUUCGCAUGAGGGAUCAGUAUGGAUACCUUUUGCCAAAAAAACACACAGCAAGGGCUUCAGCCUCUGCCUCAUAUUUACCUUCUUCACAUGUGGAAGGGUUCAACAAGCUUACUCUCAAUGUCAAAAGUCUUAAACUUGGAACAUUAGACUUUAUAUUUAGAGGGCCUGUCACAUUUUCAGUGGAUUAUAUUGAGAUUACAAACAAAGUGUGGAUUCAGGCAUUAAACCUCACCAGCUGUGAAUGGUGCAAGGGACAUGAAGUGGCAGCUCUGGUUCUUCAAAUGAACGAUCCAGCACUUUGGCAUCUGAGAGAGCAGCUUGCCAUGUCGACAGAUAUGGGGAUGUCAGAUCAGAGCAAGAAUCAACAAGAAAAAUACCUCAUCAUCAUCUUUGAGAGUGCACCAACAGUGUUGGAGGAAGCCACGCUAGAAGAAAUAUUUACAGAAAUCGGCAGGCUUAGAAAUUUUAGUAACUUCUUUGUCAAACUUGCAUGUGAGGAAGCGACCAGCAGACUAAUGGGAUACAACUGUUCUCACAAGGAAUUAUACUCGGUUGCCUUUUCACCCACUAAUGUUCAAAGCGGCAUAACAACCCUGAGUGUCUCAGACAGUGAAGAUGAUGACCUGAUCAAGGGCUCAUCCUCACACACUCAAUCAGCCAAAAUACUGGUCAUAUACCCACCUCCCCCAGCUAAGGGUGGCUUUUCCAUCACAGAGGAGGACCUCGGUUGUCUCGACGAGGGCCAGUUCCUUAAUGAUGUGAUAAUAGAUUUCUAUUUGAAAUAUUUGGUUUGUAAGAAGUUAAAGGAGGAGGAUUCCAAGAGGUGUCAUGUGUUUAGCUCCUUCUUUUACAAUAGUCUCACUCAGGAUGACCUGAAAGAGGAUUCAGAUAGCACAGAUUUAUCCAUUCAAGAGAGGAGGCAUAACCGGGUGAAAACAUGGACCAGACAUUUUGAUAUUUUCAAGAAAGACUUUAUUUUUGUCCCAAUUAACCAGUCUGCUCACUGGUACCUGGCUGUUAUCUGCUUCCCGGGCCAAGCAUCAUGCUGCUCCAUCAUGGAUAUUUGUAAGAAUAAGAAUGAGGAGAACUCGUUUACUCCCAGUUCACCUUUUUCAAACCCCAUGUCACUUUUCUACAGACACCAAACAUCUGAGCAGGUUUCCAACUGGAGUACAGAUGAAGGUGAGAUGGAUGAAGGGUUCUACUUUCUUUCAGAUAAUGAAAUUCAGCAUGAUGGAACAAGCAAAUAUGCAUCUAAGAUAAGUGAUACUACUGCCAAACGGCCCUGUAUUCUCAUUAUGGAUUCCCUCAGCUGUGGUGACAAGCCAACAGUGGUAAAAGUGCUCCAAGAGUAUUUGGAGAUGGAGUGGCGAGUGAGAAAAGGCUCAGUGUGGAGUUUUGGGAAACGAGCCAUGAAGGGAUGGAGAGUACAGGUCCCGCAGCAGGAUAAUCAUACUGAUUGUGGAGUUUAUGUUUUGCAGUAUGUGGAAAGCUUCAUUACAAACCCACCAAAAAAGUUCCAUUCGUCCAUGGAUCUGAGGGACUGGUUUUCACAAAGACUUGUGAAAAAAAAGCGGGAAAAAAUUAAACGCCUUAUUUAUAGACUCCAUCAACAACAAGCUGAAGUAGGAGUAUGAGUGCCUCCUAGAGAUUGUCCUCAAUAUUGCAAACACAACUUCAGCUUUCAAACGUCUGUAAUGAUGGAAGGAUUUUGUUUUCUGUGUUACUGUAAGACAAUGCAAGACUUUGUUUGUAAGAUAAUUAAAACAGUAUAUUGCAAAAUAAAUAUUUUAGUUAAAUCUGUUUGGUUUAUUGACUU
Clarias gariepinus (North African catfish) is the source of this 2174-nucleotide messenger RNA. It is a transcript of the gene senp6b, whose product is annotated as SUMO specific peptidase 6b. Gene Ontology annotation, cellular component: cytoplasm; nucleus. Gene Ontology annotation, biological process: regulation of spindle assembly; regulation of kinetochore assembly; protein desumoylation. The record is from RefSeq and is a predicted model, not a curated record. The transcript has 18 exons. NCBI's taxonomy places the organism in Eukaryota, Metazoa, Chordata, Actinopteri, Siluriformes, Clariidae. Gene Ontology annotation, molecular function: SUMO-specific endopeptidase activity. The coding region runs from base 82 to 1992 and encodes 636 amino acids.